AUGUGUUAUCGACUCGUCUCGCACAUGAUGCGCUGCGACGUACGGCCCGUCAUCUCCAACGGUCGUUCGAGGUUCGUGGACGGAUACGCCGAGCCAUCCACUUGCGCCUGCCCGCGGGACGCGCACAUUAAGGGCUGGCUGCGUUGCGACAAGCACGGGUGCUGCCGCAUGGCGGUUAAGAUCCACCUCUGUGUCGACCCGGACUCGUGCCUCGGCCAGGUGACGUUCCACCGCUACCGCCAGGUGCGCUGCGAGAUCCGCAACCCCGCGACCAGGGCCACAUGGCACGACAAGGAGUGGGAGGACGACGACCUGGCGGCGGUGGACGGGCUGCGACUGCCCGUGGGCGGACAGGUUCCCGGCACGCGGCUGCCGUUCGAGUGCCCCCUUUUCCAGAACACGCUGGGGUCCCUCCUGCAUGUUGGGCGCAGCAUCGCCAUGCUCGAGGACACGGUCGAUCGAAUGGUGGCCGACAACGGGCGCCUGACGGCGCUCAUGGACGGACGACUUGCCGCCACCAUGGAGUGGCGGGCGCCGCACAGGCCCAAUCACGAACUGGCUUGGAUGAUUACGCUCGCCAACGGCGCGGUUGAGCGUGGCCUGGCGGAAAAGCAGCAGCUCAUCGAAAGGUUUGGGAAGAUUCGGGAGGAACUCGAGAAGCUGACCAGGUGGGGGGAGAGGGUGGUGACGGGACUGGACGAUGCUCCCGACUGCGAGAUGCUGAGCGAGAGCGACGGCAUGGAGGACGAGGAGUCUCAGGUCACCAUGGGUCCGGACAGUUGCCAGAAGCACUUGAUCAUAUCUUGACGGUCACGCAAGACCUACCACCUGGCUCUCACAUGGCGCAUCCAGCACGGUGGAGACAUGGUGCAAGUGCGCGCGCGUGCGGUUCAAAGGUGGUCUCUUUGAUAGCCCGUUGGUGAAACAGUACAGCUGUCAAUCGUGGUCGGUACAGUAAUACCCAUAGAAGAUCAGGAAACCAGGCGUAG
Molecule: messenger RNA, 989 nt
Organism: Purpureocillium takamizusanense
Lineage: Eukaryota; Fungi; Ascomycota; Sordariomycetes; Hypocreales; Ophiocordycipitaceae
Exons: 1
Coding region: 1-807 (268 amino acids)
Source: RefSeq, a predicted model, not a curated record